Messenger RNA from Hippocampus zosterae (dwarf seahorse), 3802 nucleotides. It is a transcript of the gene lmbrd1, whose product is annotated as LMBR1 domain containing 1. The transcript has 16 exons. Lineage: Eukaryota; Metazoa; Chordata; Actinopteri; Syngnathiformes; Syngnathidae. Gene Ontology annotation, cellular component: vacuolar membrane. Gene Ontology annotation, biological process: protein localization to vacuole. The record is from RefSeq and is a predicted model, not a curated record. Bases 101 to 1717 code for a protein of 538 amino acids.
GUCACAAGUUACGUCGAAGAACACAAGUGUCGUGCCGACGUGAGCUUCUGCGCCAUGACGUGUUUCAAACCACGUGGUUUUGUUAUUGGAGGAAGUGAAAAUGGCGGCUCAGUCUUUUCUCUCCGAGUCGGCUCUUGGCUGGUCUAUUUUCACCUUUAUACUUUUGGUCAUCCUUGCUUUUUGCUGGGUCUACAUCCGCAAAUUUCAAAGUCGCCAGGAGAGUGAAGUUGUUUCAACCAUCACGGCAAUAUGCGCACUGGCUAUUGCGCUAAUAACUUCUGCACUUCUUCCUGUGGAUAUAUUCCUUGUCUCCUUCAUGAAGUACCCAAAUGGCACUUAUAAGGAAUGGGCUGUCAACAAUGAGACAAGAGCCCAGAUUGAAGAUACUGUCCUUUAUGGCUAUUAUGCACUUUACUCCAUCAUCCUCUUGUGUGUGUUUCUAUGGAUUCCUUUCGUUUAUUUUUACUAUGAAGAAAGAGAUGAUGACAAUGUCAACAGAUGCUCGCAAGUUAAAAACGCCAUCAAGUACACAGUCGGAUUUGCCAUUGUCUGUGUAUUGCUGCUACUAAUUGGAGCAUUUGUGCCACUCGAGGCUCCACCACAGCAAAAUGCCACGCAGUGGGAGAAAGUUCAAUACCUUUUUGAAGAGCUUGGCAGUGGUCAUGGCCUUCCUGCUCUGGCUUUCUCCAUCAGCUCCUUGACCUUGAUUGGGAUGCUGGCAGUGAUCACUUACACAGCAUACGGUAUGUCUGUACUGCCUUUGAAUCUGAUAAAAGGCACACGGAGUGUGGCGUAUGAACGACUGGAAAACACAGAGGACAUUGAUGAUGUCGAGCAUCAGAUCGAGAAGCUGAGAUCCAAGUGUCAAGAUGGACGCCCGUUGUCAUCACGGGACAGACGCAAUCUGCAGGAACUCGAAGGAAAGUUGCUGGUCCUACAACGGAGAGGGAGGCACCUGGAAAUUGCAGAGAGGACCUGCUGCAACAAGAUGGGUGGUGCUCUCAGACCUUUCAAGAUUAUACUGGGCAUUUUCUUUAUCCUGGUGGCUCUGCUGUUCUCUGUUGCACUCUUCAUUUCAAAUCUGGAUAAAGCUCUUCACUCUGCUGGCAUGAGCUCUGGCUUUAUAAUCUUUGGCACCAAUUUAACCAAUCCUUUGAAUGAACUUCUAUUAGCCUUACAACCUGUAUUUCCAUUGGAUUACAUCCUGAUUACAGUCAUCACAAUGUAUUUUGUGCUUACAUCCAUGGCGGGUAUUCGCAACAUGGGCAUCUGGUUCUUUUGGAUAAGGCUGUACAAAAUCCGACCUAAAAGAACUCGUCCCCAGGCUCUCCUCUUCCUCUGCAUGAUUUUGCUUUUGAUUGUUCUCCAUACCAGCUACAUGAUCUACAGUCUUGCUCCUCAAUACGUCAUGUAUGGCAGCCAAAAAUAUCUCAUAGAGAGUCCUUCAACAGGCCUUACGUCAGGCAACACUUCAGUCAGCACUACCAGGAUCUGUGACGCCAACGCGCCUGAGGACCAGUGCAUUGUGACCAGGUCGUAUCUUUUCCUCCACAAGUUUUGGUUCUUCAGUACCAUCUACUACUUUGGAAACUGGGCCUUUAUUGGGGCCUUCCUCAUCGGCCUGGUGGUGUCAUGCUGCCGAGGGAAGAAGUCUGUGAUUGAAGGCGAGGUGGAGGUCGACGACUCGGAUGUCAGCGAUGAUGAAUAUGUGCACUGAGGUGCAAUACGCACGCACCCUCGGGGCAGCACCUCCAGCCAUAAGCUAAGGGGGCUAUAAAGUACAAUUUGGCAAGGCAUUCAUUUGCUUCCAUUUUAUUUUGAUAGCUUUGAAAGAGGUCAGCUCCCAUACAACGUGACUGACGAUGUCGGAAUUAGAAGAAUGUCCCGCAAAGCCACACGCACAGACAACCGUAGAAAUUAAGGCAACACUUACAAGCUAAUUGUGCAUUUUACCUUUACUGAAAUGCUUUCUCCGCCUAACGUUCUCAACUCAAGACCCAAAUUUUGAUUCCUUCCGAGUAUGCAAACCAUAGCUUUGAAAUAAAGGACUGAUAAAGACAUGAAUUUAUCAAAACAAAAUCAAAAAGCCAUUUACCAUGAAAUGCUUUGUCUUUUACAUAUUUCAGCUCUUGACCAUUGGCCAUCCCCCCCAAAAAGAGGCCCAUUUUGGUUCCCUGCCCUUUACCCUUAAAAUGGCUGCCCGUCUGCUUUAAAAUUUCUUCAACUUUACUUGUGUGCUCGUUACUGUAUGAAAUUCACUACACAUUUUUUUUGUCUAUCAUUGAAAUGAAAUGCUGAUUUAAAUGAACACGUCCAAUGUCAGGCUUCCGCAGAGCUAGCUGAUGAGCUGAUCAUUUGAAUCAGGUGUGUUGCAACAGAGAGACUUGGAAAACAUGCAGGACAGCGGCCCUCCAGGACCUGAGCUUGACACCUAUGAUUUAAGGCAUGUUUUCCUCCAUGAAUAAUCCCAAGUUAUUCAUUGACGUGCUGGAAUUGACUGCUGUGAUAUGUGGUACCAAGUAACAUUAUAUGUCCACUAUUUGGUCCUUUUCUUUUCUGCUUGGCUCUCGACGAAGACGGACGCUUUUUGCACUGCCCUCACCCCACCCUUUCCGUGCUCGCCACUUAGUCCUUGUGCUGUCUUUGUCUAACUUUUUCCCUAGCCUCCUACCGUAUUUUUCAUCCGAAGAACUAACCAUGGAAUUAGUUGGCUGGUCCCUCAAUGUAAUCGACAAAUUUUUUUCGACGAAAAGAGCGGGCAGUGGGGAGCCUGCUUGCCCUCCGGGGACACUUGCUGCCGCAUACGCCCUGGAUCCAUGGAGAAAGUGGAGACUGGUGUGCCUGGCAGGACUGUCCGUGGAGGAUGUGGAAGACAUCUACAUUAUUGGCCUUCUGAUAACAGGUAUGCUGCUGUUUGGUGUUGGCAGCUUUCUGUUCUAUCGCAAAAUUCAGCGACGGGAGCGGCUCCAUUGGAAGUGAAGAAGCUGCCGGUCACUCUGGAUGGCUUGGCGCGAAUGUCCAACACUCAGACUCAAGCGGUGACUGAGCUCAACCGCAAUAUUGUUGCUGUUUUGGAGCGACUCCACGCGUUCGACAACACCAUGGAGAAGUUGGAAUCCGCGCUGCGGAAAGAAUUUUCGGAUCCAACUGAUCGGCGCCAGUGAGGAGAUACAGACCAACGACUCAAGGCUGUCUGGAAUUGUUGGCGGCCAUCCCUCCAAAACAAACAACGCUAUCUGGCCUUUCCCCUGGAUGGAAGUACGCAUGGAGUCUAGGGCCCCCACAACCACCCCCCUCCUUCUCGGCCAUGGACUGAUAAGCCGGGACUGUCUUCCUGAUGAGCAGACCUCGACGAAGCAGCUAUGGCCUGUACACGCAUACAAUUACACAACUGGACAACCACGCGCGCAUACACAUCCUUGUUAUCACCAUCUUCAUCGCUCCGAUUCUUUUUCCCCCGUGACGUGGUUCGAUAUGCGGAGCACCACGGUGACCGUGCAGCUGUUCAUUUCGGCCGCGUCGCGGUUACCCCCCUCUUCCCAUUCAUCCUCCCCCCUUAUUACAUGUUAUGUCUUGUGACUUGUUGUAACUGUCAUAUGCUUAUUUAUGUGCUAUGGUCUUUUUUUAUCUUGGACUUAAAUUAUCCUCGGAAGAGGAUAGUUCGAGCGUGUUUUUUUCCCCUCUCCCUACCCAGCGCUUUCCUUUCUGAAUUCUGAGUGUAAUUUCCCCAUUGUGGGACAAAUAAAGGAUAAAGGAUAUCUUUAGUGGUACAUGGAUUUGAUGAAAUAAAUGACUUCAAAAA